GACGUCACGCGCGGCAAGAAGUGACAACAGAUGAGCAGGCGAGAAACGUCUGCUGCGGAGUUGGGCAACAAACAAAUGGCCGGGCAGUGGGAACGGGUGCCGAGCGUCGUCCUGCACGAAAUCUACCUGCUGCUGCCCACCGAGGACCAACUGCGGGCGUCGUCGACAUGCCGACACUGGCGUCACGUCUUCUACCAGUCGUUCGCGCCCUCCAAGGUCACCUUCAGGGUGCGCGCGGGCGACCUGAAUAGCUGCGAACGCAGCUUGUUCCUGGCCAGCUGUUGGGGCAACAAAUUGCGCCACGCCGUCGUCGAGUUCGAGUCGACGGACGCCGGCGCCGCCGACACGCUCGCCGACCUUUUGCUCCUGCUCGCCGACAACUGCCACCUCCGCUCGCUGCUCCUCCGCCCCUCGCACUGCCUCCUCCAGAUGCCCCCGCACCCUGCCUUCCUCGACAGAAAAAUAAUGGAGCCCCUCCGAGGCAUAAUUGAGAAGAGCAAGCGCCUCGAGUCCAUCGACCUGGGCGGCUUGGAAGACCUGGCGCCGUACCUGAGCGAACUGGUGCGCCUCCUGAGCUUCUUCCAGGGCAAACACCUGCAGAGUCUGCACGCCAGCACCCUCAAGGCCAGUCCGCAGGACUACGAGAUUUUCGACCUGGACCCAGGUCUCUUCGCCAGGUUGACCGCCCUGACCGAACUCAGCCUUGACUUUGACUACCUGACCGACCGACUGCUGCAGACCCUGUCAGGUCAGGGUAGAGACCUCAGGGUGCUCUCCGUAAACGUCCACGGCAUCGACGAGGACUAUUUGCCGCCUUCCAAUCAAACUUGGACAGCGUUCAGCAAGCAAAACUCAAACUGUGAACUUCGGCUGUGCUUGUUGUUCUCUAGUGAAGCUGUGGAUUUUUUGUCUGCGGGUCUCUUGCAACCUUCGAUGCCUCUGGCGCAGCUCAAGGUGCUUUUCUGUGAGAAAUUGAAUGUUGAGGCUCUGCAUCUGUUGUACGACUGGUUCUCGUCCCGAUUGAAUUGCCUCUGGUGGGUGGACAUUGCCGACGAAAACUCCUCCUUGGACGCUCUGGACCUCUCCCUUGGACAGCCGCAUCCUCUAGUGAUGGUCGCCUGGCGCUGCCUCCACUUGCGUGAGCUGGUUGUCAUAGGCUAUGACCAGUUGGACGACAACAUUAUCGCCAUCUCUAGAUUGAGGGGUCCGCUUCUGAAACGCCUAGACAUUCCUGAGAGCAACAUUUUCUUUGAAGAAAUUCCAGUUGACUCUGCAAAGGAUGCUAAAGCUAAGCUGAUGGACGAAGUGAGUGACUCGCUGCAGCGGACGUGGGCGCCGCUCUCGGCCAAAGACCUGCCGCCGGCCCUCGUCAAUCCAACCCUGGAAAGUGCCAUCGAGUUUGCUUUGGCCUCCGUGCAGUAACAACCUCGAACCUCCCGUCUAAGAAUCCCCAUUUCCGAUCGGGCCGUUAGUUAAUUUGCGAGUCCGCUUUACCGAAUCGAGCCAAAUUAUUUUUCUAAGAGCAUCUUUUAAGUAAGUUUAACAAAACGAGAGCAACGGUCGGAGAGAUUUUAGUCGCGCUUAAGCAAUUUGCCAACAACUCUCGAAAAAUAUUUAACAAAAUAUUGUGAAGAAAAACAACAUCAGCUGUGAUAUCCGAGGCUCUCCCGACGACGACUUAACACUCGCUGCUCAGAUAAAGCGAAAAGUCUAUAGUUUUGUAACGCGAGAGAGAGCUGAAAAAGAGACUGCGACCACCGAGCGAAAUAAUAAUCUACAAACAAAAUCGCCCUGACUUGCCAACUUAGUCACACUUGAAAGAAUCAAAGGUACUUAGCGAGCCGAUCGAUCCGUUUACAACGAAAGCUCGCCGGUCCUUGCACCUGCCGAAUUCAGGGCGCUCUAGGCUAAAUAAUAGAGGGGUUGGUCUUGCCGCUGAGAGACGGUACAUGAAAGAGUCAAUGAGGAAAAAAAAAUACCGUGUUGCCAGCGCGCACACUAAACCCGGCUGGAAACCAACCAGUUUUCACAGACAUUCCAGGUGAGGAAAAAAAAUCAGUCAUGUUACACAAAAAAAAAAAAAAAUAGCUCACACUUAUUUUAUUGAAAUGUGCAGCAAAACUAAAAUCGGGUUUUAAAAAAAGGACCACGAAAAUAGCAAAAGCUCAAGUUUUGUUUCAUUAAUCUGUUUGGUGUUUCUAAAAAAAUCUUGAAAAUCAACAAAUAUUUUCCAAACCAAACAGAAUUAAACAAUAUUUGAGACUUUUGUGAUUUUAGGCCUUUAAUACUGCAAAGGGAGAAAUAGUUAUUUAUGCUUGAGUGAAAAUCUGGAAUUUAGCACAAAUCGAAACAGAUCUUUUCUAUUUUACGAGAAACUCGAGCAGAAAACUUGUGAUGAAUACCUUAAUAAGUCUCGUCGAAGGCAAAUUUCGAGACGCACGCGCUUGUUCCUAUCCUACCGAAGGAAUCGAAAAACACUAGAGCGAACAUAUAAUUAUUAUAGAGGGACUGAAGAAACCAAACGAAAACGAGCCAUUCAUUCCUGUUGCGCUGGCCAAGAUGCACAACAACAACUGACCGACGAAUCGCCAGUCUCAGUUUUGUUACUGCUAAUUUUACACUGUUUAUGGGUUUUUUAAUCGAUCGCCUAAUUUUACGAUGAGAGCGGCGGCGGCGGCGGCCGGAUCGUCUCCGAGGCUUUUCCUUCGCAGCCUCACAUUCCAUCUACCUACUAUGUCAACCGCACUCUGUGAUAUCGCCACUUUUAAUAACACACACACAUUAAGACUGGAGGCGAUCCCGAGCCGAAACAAAAGCCGCCGACACUUUUAGGUUUUAAUUGUUUUAAAUGCUAAUUAUAUAAUGAUCCGUGUAAUUGCGCCGACUGAAGAGGAGCGAGAGUGAAAAACCCCGACUGAGAUUUUACUUUUGCGCGCGUGAGAUGGAUUCGAACAGCAGGAAAAUAUAUAGUUGAAUAUAGUCCCUUGACACAAAAUGCAAAAGUGUGAUAAGACCAAAAACGUUUGUUAUGAUUUCUUGAUUGCGAAAAAAUCGACUAUUUUUUAAUCGGAGCCAAUUUUUGAAAAUCUCGAAAAGAUACAAAAACAUGAGUAUUUAUAUAAAUUAGCUAGAAAGAUUGCGAGCAAAAUUCUGCAUGACAUUGAUGAUUUUAUAGAGUUUAAAUUUUGUGACCACCGGAAAGGUGAAAUAUGUUGAUAUGAGAGACGGCGUAUUUUAAUGAAAAAUCAUUCUGGCAGUACCUCAGAAUAUAUUAUAAAGAUAUACCUUAGUUAUCUUUGGAUUGUUUCACAUUGAGAGGGGAUUUUAAUGUAAUUUAAACAAAUGUACGGCUAGAUUGAAAAUCUCUGAAAAGCGUCACAUUCUAACAAACUAAAGCUGGAAAACAAAAUCAAUAAAAAAAAGAUGCAUCCAUCUUUCAACUCAGAAACCUCUACCAAAUUUCAACGGAAAUAACAGAAUUUACAAUGUGCUAGGCGUGCAUAGAAAUAUAAAAUACCGAUAUAUUAUAAAAAAAAAUUAUCAUAAAAAUGAAAAUAAUGUAGCUGAGAAAUAAGAAAACCUAGCUGAGAAAUCAGUAGUCACAGAUCUAAAAGAAUCAUGAAAGCAGUUAUUAUCAAAUAAAUAUGUAUGAGAAAGUGUAUUUCUAGAAAAGAUUUUUACCCGCCCUUGUCUGCGGGAAAGAUCAGGCGCUGUUUUGGGAUUGAGACCAAAUUAUUAUUUGGUUGCAAAUUAUACGUUAAAAGUUGUAGUAUUAGUGUUGAAAAAAAAAAUUAAAGUUUUCAUAUCGAAAAACUCCUGCAAAAGAAAAAAAGUAUUGUAAAACUGUAAGUGAUGAUAUAAUACAGAAAAAGAAUCUGUUUUUCAGUUUUCGGAUCCUAUGGGAGUAAACACAAAAUGUAUUAUUAUAUUAUUAUUAUUAUGCGAAAUAAAAUUGUUCUCAACGAUACAUGAAAUGAA
Messenger RNA from Neocloeon triangulifer, 3978 nucleotides. RefSeq names its product F-box only protein 33. Bases 31 to 1422 code for a protein of 463 amino acids. The record is from RefSeq and is a predicted model, not a curated record. NCBI's taxonomy places the organism in Eukaryota, Metazoa, Arthropoda, Insecta, Ephemeroptera, Baetidae. The transcript has 6 exons. Gene Ontology annotation, molecular function: protein binding. Gene Ontology annotation, cellular component: SCF ubiquitin ligase complex. Gene Ontology annotation, biological process: positive regulation of protein ubiquitination; SCF-dependent proteasomal ubiquitin-dependent protein catabolic process.